Parnassius apollo (apollo) is the source of this 468-nucleotide messenger RNA. The record is from the annotation of a GenBank genome assembly. Lineage: Eukaryota; Metazoa; Arthropoda; Insecta; Lepidoptera; Papilionidae.
AUGCGUAUGAUUGUGUCGCCGGGUCGAACCGAUUCUGUACGACAGGUAUGGUUCCAGAACAGGCGGGCGAAAUUCCGCAAGCAGGAGCGACUCGCGCAGCAAAAAGCAGGCGAGACGCCAGUGAAGGCGGAGGGCAAGCGCGACAAACCAGGCUCCCCCGCCUCACCUCACCAGACACCGCCAGCGCCACCUCAGCCUGCCCACCACACACUGCCACAUCUCUCUCCACCUGAUCUGAAACCUAUAACCUCUGCAGCGAAUAAGCUUUGUGAGGAGUUGAAUGGAGUGGGCAGCGGAGGAGGUGGUGGUAUGCCUCCAGUGAGCGGCGCCAGCGGCGGGAAAUGGACUGGCGGGUGCGGCCUCCUACGCCAACCUUCAGGCUUCCCUCUGCUCGGCGUAGCGCCACCCAAUUACUUGCUUUCUGAUCAUCUUGGAACUCUCGCUAAAACAAACAAUCAUCUUUUCUAA